Molecule: messenger RNA, 657 nt
Organism: Cooperia oncophora
Lineage: Eukaryota; Metazoa; Nematoda; Chromadorea; Rhabditida; Trichostrongylidae
Source: the annotation of a GenBank genome assembly
AUGGUUUUCAAUGUUAGCGAAUCAAUUUUGAACAGCACGCUCGCCAAUACCUCUAUUGACUACGAAAAAGACGAGCGAAUACAGCGCUUAGAACUCGAAAACAGUCGGCUGCAGGAUCGUUUGAGUAUAUUAUAUGAUCGUGCUCAGAAAUCUAUGUUGAUGGAGGAACAGAGAAACAAUGCUGAGCAAAAAUACACUAUGUUGGGGAGAAAUAUGGAAGAAAUACUAGCAGAACAACAGUCCUUGCGAUCUGCUUGUGCAAAAAAGUUAUUCGACAUCGCUGAUACUUCUCAGGGACGUUCUGCUGAAAUAAUAAAACGAAUCCAAGAUCUCAACGGGGAUAAGGAAUCGUUGCAAAAACGGUUGAGUUUGGCCCAUUCCGAAAUCAACAACGCUAAGGAGGAAAUAGACAAGCUCAAGAAUGAACGAAAUGAGCUGAUCAGGAAAGUGGAUGAAACAACUGCUGUAAGCGAGGAGCUCAGAAAUUCUCUACAUGGACAAAAGGAGAUGUGCUCGCACCUCACAAGGACAGUGGAAGAAAAGAAAACUGAGAUAUUAAAUAAACAAAGAGAACUUCUAGCUGUGCGCGAUGAAGUGGAAGGUUUACAACGUAAACUUACAGAGGUACAACUGCAGUUUUUUUUUACUGUUUCAUGA